Molecule: messenger RNA, 381 nt
Organism: Suillus subalutaceus
Lineage: Eukaryota; Fungi; Basidiomycota; Agaricomycetes; Boletales; Suillaceae
Exons: 1
Source: RefSeq, a predicted model, not a curated record
GAGUAUCCAGGGCUCGAUAACUUUGCCCGCACACUCCCCACCCUCCUCAGACGACUUGGUCUAUCGACAGAUCAAUUUAUUGUUUAUUUUUUCGUUUGCAAUGUCUGUUGGAAGCUACACCAUCCAUCAGAGCUUCCUGAGCUACAUUCUCCUGAUUGCACUAAUCCUGAUUGUGACGGAUUGUUGUACACCUCGAAACGACUGGCUGACGGCACCCUCAAACGAACUCCAACAAAAAUCGUCCCAUAUGUACCUCCUGAACGGGCUCUACAGCGAUUUCUUCUACGACCAGGCAAAUGGGACCAAUUCCAGCACUGGCGCGGCCCUGAAGACCAGCCAGGUCAUGUCCCGCCUAUUCCUGGUCAUGGAUACAAUUCAUUU